UAGUUGAUACGAAUGACGUUUUAUGAAUAUUCCUGUUUCUUUUCAGGAUACCAGACGAACAUCAAUGGUGGAGAAACAGACGCCGACAACAUGUUAAAAUGUUAGAUUGACACAGUGAAAAUAAUGACACUGCAGUAUCGAUUGGUUUAUGAACUAUAAAUACCUGUAUACACAUAGUAGGAUUCGCCAGUCACUUAAACAACAUAUAUUAGUUUACGUGGUACAAUAGUUGGACAAUUUCCUGCACUAUAUGGAGAGAAAAGUUCAUGAUAUUGUAAAAUGAAGCUGACAGAACCAGACCGAGGCUGGUCUUGGAUGGUACUCGGGGCAUCGUUUGGAGUCAUGGUCAUCAAUGGCUGCCUCGGACAAGGCAUCGGGGUGGUACAUCUCGCCCUCCUCGAAAACUUCAAUGAGGAUAGCACGAGGACAGCGUUGGCUGGAUCUCUGUUUGCAGCAACACAAUCAUGUGGAGGUGUGUUUGCUGGUUUUAUCAUUAAGAAGUACAGUUGCCGGGCAGCAACUAUAGCUGGCUCACUGGUGAUGACCGCGGGGUUUCUUUGCUGCGUCUUCAUCAACACUCUCGACUUAGUGAUACUGUUUUACGGGGGAAUAGUAGGCGCUGGUGCUGGAUUGACAUACACGACCGGAAUAAUCGUGAUCGGGUUCAACUUUGAGAAGAGGCUUAACCUUGCUAGUGGCUUAGCCCUGUCUGGUAUAGGUAUGGGCGUAAUGUGUCUCUCCCCGGUCGUCCAGGAGAUGAGGGAAAUGUUCGGAAAUAAAGGUUUUUUCUUCAUCCUCGCCGGCAUUUCUUUACACCUUUGCAUAUUUGGCACAUUAUACUUUCCAUCAGUAUUAGAGAAAAGAACGAAAGUUACUGGCAGUCUGGAUAUGGAGGAAAGGACAUCAGAUGAGAUAUGUCCGAUCAAUGUAGAUAAGGAUGACAUAGCAAUGAGCCAGGAUAGAACUCUGGAAGCAGACACUCCAUUAGGUACAAUGACUGAACCAAAAUCAGUCAUAUUUCAAAUAACCAAUGUCUGCAGAAAUUUUCCAUUUGUUAUGAUAUGCUGUUGUCUGUUUUUCGCCCAUUUUGGGAUAUAUAUAAUGUUUUUGAAUUUGCCGAUCUAUGCUGUCAUAAAUGGUGCUGAAGCACAUAAGGGAUCGAUCCUCAUCUCCGUCUCAGGUAUGAGUUCAAUAUUAGGAAGAUUGCUCACCGGCCUGACCACAAAUGGAAACGACGUGGAUGUAGCAUUGCUGCUGUUCGGAACACUCUCAGUGUUGGGUGUAUCAAACAUAUGUUUGCCUCUCUAUGGACAUUCUUACGAGGGGCAAGUCAUGUAUUCUGUUUUUCUAGGUUUAUAUAGUGGGAGCUGUUUUCCCUUGCUCAAUGGACUGAGUUUACGACUGGUUGGAUUACCAUACCUUGCUACAGCGGUGAGCGUCGAGAUGUUCUCUGUAGGACUAGGGAUAUUGUGCGGCCCUCCGUGUGCAGGUCAGUAUAUUUGUGGUUACUGUCAAUCAUUGCAUCCUUGUCCAUUUUUACGGGAACGCAAAUGUAGGAUUGUUUGGUAUAAAGGAUACGGAUGAAUUCAUUUUGUGAGAUACUUGUGUG
Messenger RNA from Pecten maximus, 1609 nucleotides. RefSeq names its product monocarboxylate transporter 12-like. NCBI's taxonomy places the organism in Eukaryota, Metazoa, Mollusca, Bivalvia, Pectinida, Pectinidae. The transcript has 4 exons. The coding region runs from base 280 to 1584 and encodes 434 amino acids. Gene Ontology annotation, biological process: monocarboxylic acid transport; transmembrane transport. Gene Ontology annotation, molecular function: monocarboxylic acid transmembrane transporter activity. The record is from RefSeq and is a predicted model, not a curated record.